Messenger RNA from Ostertagia ostertagi, 288 nucleotides. The record is from the annotation of a GenBank genome assembly. Lineage: Eukaryota; Metazoa; Nematoda; Chromadorea; Rhabditida; Trichostrongylidae.
AUGCAGACUUUUCUGCUGAUCACCGCCAUCAUCAGUGCCGUCAGUGCAUUCCAAUGCUCGCGACACCAUCAUGAGAAUUGCGACUCGACGAAACGAAUGAAGCAACUAGAUAAGGACUGUAAGAUGGUAAGCAACAACGAGCCGGAGUGCGCCAACAAAAACGAGGUCGAAAGUGCCUGGAAAGAAUUCACAAAACUCUCGGAUCGGUACAAGGAGAGAUUAGCAGUCGCUAUUUGUUCUGCAGCUAACGAUGAUAUCAUCGUUCAUCGUACUGUGUUAUACCAUCAG